AUGAGUCGGGAACACUCCUUUUCUCGAAGGCAGACACUCAAACUGUUCUGUUGCGCAAAUCAGAAAGUCCGAUCACUUUUUCGUUCCCUCUUUUCCCCCAUUCCAAGUAAGAAAUCUUAUUUGAGAGCGUUGUGCCACCAGCACGUUACCGCCGUGCUGUUUGCGGUGGUAUUUACCCGACGAUACGGCUCGCGGGGUUCGAGACGGUUUCAUUCGCUUCGUGUCAUUGUUUCCUCCGUCAUUAUCAAUGUUUCUCUCGGAUUAACACCGUACUUUCAGGCAAAAUGAACUUUGAGUUUAUGCGGACGCUGCACGGUUUCAUCAAUUUCAUCCAGGUCCUAUUCGGCUUUGCGGCUCUUUUCGCGUGCUCUUUCAUUUGGAGGGACACUGAUUUGUACUUCCAGUUCAUAUACAGAGUGAGCAAUUUUGUUCGUUAUGUUCUGUAAUGUUCAUAUUUCAGGGGUAUGGCUGGCAAAGUUUGAUUCUGGCGAUUCUGUUCUUCACUUGGAUUUUCGCUGUGAUGGUGUUCCUCUCCAACUUGUUCGACAAGGAUGUCGUUGGAACAAUCGGAAAAAUGAAGGUGAGAAUUUUAUUCUGCAAAACUAUGAGCAAGAUGUUAUUUCUUCUCAUCUCUCAAUAACUUUCAGCUGCUCAUCCUCUACGUCAUCUGCCUUGCCUGCCUGAUCAUCUCUGCUUCUCUGGAAUCGUGGUAUAUAUCGCGGUCAGCACACGACGGAAAACAUCCGGACACCGUCUACCAUCCGCGUUUUAUUGCGGUCACUGUGAGUACAUGCCAGAGAACAUGCGCACGAAUCAUUUUCUAAUUUUCAGGUCUUCAAUUGGCUUCUCGUUGUGUCGUACAUUGUGCUCAUAUUAGUCACCUUUUUCUUCGUCUAA
Molecule: messenger RNA, 897 nt
Organism: Caenorhabditis sp. 36 PRJEB53466
Lineage: Eukaryota; Metazoa; Nematoda; Chromadorea; Rhabditida; Rhabditidae
Source: the annotation of a GenBank genome assembly